Propithecus coquereli (Coquerel's sifaka) is the source of this 2311-nucleotide messenger RNA. It is a transcript of the gene TGM7, whose product is annotated as transglutaminase 7. Gene Ontology annotation, biological process: peptide cross-linking. The transcript is spliced from 13 exons. Gene Ontology annotation, molecular function: protein-glutamine gamma-glutamyltransferase activity. The record is from RefSeq and is a predicted model, not a curated record. Bases 6 to 2138 code for a protein of 710 amino acids. NCBI's taxonomy places the organism in Eukaryota, Metazoa, Chordata, Mammalia, Primates, Indriidae.
GGGAGAUGGAUCGGGUGGCCACCUUGGAGCUCAGGUCUGUGGACCUGCAGAGUCCCAGGAACAACAAGGAGCACCACACGCAGGAGAUGGGCCUGAAGCGGCUCAUCCUGCGCCGCGGCCAGCUCUUCACCCUGCAGCUGGGCUUCAACAGACCCUUCCAGCCCCAGACUGACACCAUCAGCUUCGUGGCUGAGACUGGACCUGAGCCCUCAGAGCUGCUGGGGACCCAGGCCACAUUCUUACUCACCCAGACCCAGCAUGGGAAUGUCUGGAGUGCUUCUGACUUCACCAUUGACUCCAACUCUCUCCAAGUCUCCCUUUUCACACCAGCCAAUGCAGUCAUUGGCCCUUACACUCUGAAGAUAGAGAUUUCUCAGGGCCAAGGUCACGGUGUAACUUACCCUCUGGGGACUUUCAUCCUGCUUUUUAACCCUUGGAGUGCAGAGGACGAUGUCUACCUGCCAAGUGAAAUACUGCUGCAGGAGUAUAUCAUGAGGGAUUAUGGCUUUGUCUACAAGGGUCAUGAAAGAUUCAUCACCUCCUGGCCCUGGAACUUCGGGCAGUUUGAAGAGGACAUCAUAGAUAUCUGCUUUGAGAUCUUGAACAAGAGCCUGUACUACCUAGAGAACCCAUCCAAAGACUAUUCGCAGCGGAACGACGUGGUAUAUGUGUGCAGGGUGGUGAGCGCUAUGAUCAACAGCAACGACGACAGUGGCGUGCUGCAGGGGAACUGGGGCGAGGACUACUCCCGAGGGGUGAGCCCGCUGGAGUGGAAUGGCAGCGUGGCCAUCCUGCGGCAGUGGUCGGCCAGGGGCGGGCAGCCCGUGAAGUACGGGCAGUGCUGGGUCUUUGCAUCUGUUAUGUGCACCGUAAUGAGAUGCUUAGGUGUUCCAACUCGUGUCAUUUCCAACUUCCGUUCUGCACACAAUGUGGAUAGGAACUUGACCAUCGACACCUACUAUGACCAAAAUGCAGAGAUGCUGCCAACUCAGAAACAAGACAAAAUAUGGAACUUCCACGUCUGGAAUGAGUGCUGGAUGAUCCGGAAAGAUCUCCCGCCAGGAUACAAUGGGUGGCAGGUUCUGGACCCCACUCCCCAGCAGACCAGCAGCGGGCUGUUCUGCUGCGGCCCUGCCUCUGUGAAGGCCAUCAGGGAAGGGGAGGUCCACCUGGCCUAUGACACCCCUUUUGUGUACGCGGAGGUGAAUGCCGACGAAGUCAUUUGGCUCUUCAGGAAUAGCCAGGCUCAGGAAGUCCUGGUGCACAACACCAGCUCCAUCGGGAAGAAGAUCAGCACCAAGAUGGUGGGGUCAGACCAGCGCCAGGACAUCACCAGCUCCUACAAGUAUCCAGAAGGAUCCUCUGAGGAGCGAUCUGUAUUCAUGAAGGCUUCCAGGAAAAUGCUGGGCCCAAAUAGAACCUCUUCAUCCUUCCUGGAUCUCUUGGGAUCUGGGGGUUUUGAGGGUCAUCCAGUGCGGCUGCAGCUUCACCUGGCCAGGACGCCUGAGUGGGGCCAGGACGUGCUGCUGAUGCUGCGUGUCCAGAGGGUAUCACACAGAGCCCACCUUCAGGGGCCCAUCCGACUGGUGGUGCGCUUCUGUGCCCAGGCCCUGCUGCACGGGGGUGGCACCCGGGAGCCCCUGUGGAGGCACAUGAUGCAACUGAACCUGGACUUUGGGAAGGAGACACAGUGGCCACUCCUGCUGCCCUACAACAAUUACAGAAACAAGCUAACAGAUGAAAAGCUGAUCCGUGUGUCUGGCAUCGCUGAGUUUGAAGAGACAGGGAGGUCCAUGCUGGUCCUAAAAGAUAUCUCCCUGGAACCUCCCCACUUAUCUAUUGAGGUGUCUGAGAGGGCUGAGGUGGGCAAGGCACUGAGAGUCCACAUCACCCUCACCAACACCUUAACAGUGUCUCUGAGUAACUGCACGAUGGUGUUGGAGGGAAGUGGCCUCAUCGAUGGGCAGAUAGUAAAUGACCUUGGGACUCUGAUGGCUGAACACACCAUCCAAAUUCAACUGGAUCUCUACCCCAUCAAAGCUGGACCCCGUCAGCUACAAGUCCUCAUCAGCAGCAACGAGGUCAAGGAGAUCAAGGGCUACAAGGACAUCCUGGUCGCCCCAGCUAGAGCUUCCUGAGCCUGCUGCCCCUGGUGGUCCCCAGCACCCCUGGCCCUGCCGUGCUCUUUCCUACUCCUGAAUAUGUUGUCCUUGCUCCACUUCUGUCCUCUUCCCAGACUGCCUGGGACUGAAUGAAGCUUUCUUCGAACCACUGUGCACUCUGGGAAGAGACAAUAAAGACGUCUUUGUUU